GUGGCAAAUUGAAGGUUGAGCAUUGAGGUUGUCAAACCAAGUUGCGUUCGAAAAAGUACAAUCAUUCUUCAAUUCUACAGUGAAUAAAGUUAUAGUGAAUUUGCGGAAAGUCAAAUACGACGUGAAUUUACAACGAUGGCACCGAAAACUAGUGGAAAAGCUGCGAAAAAGUCCGGAAAGGCGCAGAAAAACAUAUCUAAAUCGGACAAGAAGAAGAAGAAGAAGACCCGCAAGGAAAGCUACGCAAUCUACAUCUAUAAGGUGUUGAAACAGGUCCAUCCGGACACCGGCAUCUCCUCCAAAGCCAUGAGCAUUAUGAACAGCUUCGUCAACGACAUCUUCGAGCGGAUUGCAGCCGAAGCGUCCCGGCUGGCGCACUACAACAAACGUUCGACCAUCACGUCCCGCGAGAUUCAGACCGCCGUCCGGCUGCUGUUACCGGGUGAGCUGGCCAAACACGCCGUGUCCGAGGGUACCAAGGCGGUGACUAAGUACACGAGCUCGAAGUAAACGCCCCGCUGAAGAUGGAGGAGCCUUGGAGCCGAUGGGUACGAUAAUGACGGAUCUCCACGAGAUAACUUAUGCAUGGGGGGCAACAGUCCGAUCCGCAUGACGGCUUCCGGAUGUCUAGCAGCCCUUGCAGUAUUAAUUAUUUUAUUCUGCGAGUGUUCGGUUCUUUUCGGAAGUGUAGAAUCGCAAGCACAUAUACUCUACUAUUAAGGUUUAGAAUGUAAGUUCCUGGAUUAUAACUUUUAUGACAUGUUUGCCGAAAUAAAUGUCAUGUAAAUGAAUAAUAAA
Anopheles coustani is the source of this 798-nucleotide messenger RNA. RefSeq names its product histone H2B-like. NCBI's taxonomy places the organism in Eukaryota, Metazoa, Arthropoda, Insecta, Diptera, Culicidae. Gene Ontology annotation, cellular component: nucleosome. The transcript has a single exon. Gene Ontology annotation, molecular function: DNA binding; protein heterodimerization activity; structural constituent of chromatin. The record is from RefSeq and is a predicted model, not a curated record. Bases 136 to 510 code for a protein of 124 amino acids.